AUGGCCGACGUUAUCCCGGCGCGCUGUGCCUCGUGGGCGCUCGUGCUGACUGUGCUUGCAUCCAACCUCCUCUUUGCCGGCUUCAUCUAUGGCUGGGCCUCGAUGCUGCUCCUGCUGCAGGAAGAGAACCAGUACGCCGAGCGCUGCACGCCCGAGACGAUCAACCCAACGACCGGCCGCUGCGCCGACCAGGACGCCAAGCUCAGCCUUAUCUACGGCGUCGCCCAGUUUACUCUCACGUUUAGCUCGCUCCCAUCGGGCAUUGCGCUCGACAAGGUCGGCCCCAUGUGGAUGAGCCUCGUCGCUGGCGUCCUCUCGACGACCGGCUUUGUCCUGAUGGCGCUCAGCGACUCGGUGGAGUUUGAUGCCUUUGUCUAUGGCUACGUGCUCAUUGCGAUCGCCGGCAGCGCGACGCUGCUCACGUCACUUCGCGCCGGGUUUGUGAUUCUUCAGUGGCAAACUGCGAUAUUUGCCGGCAUCAACUGCCUCUUUGACGCGUCGGCGGUCAUGCCGUCGCUCCUGCACACGAUGCAGUCUUCGCUAACGGUGUCGCGCCAGUCGCUGCUGUUGGUGUACGCGAUCCUGACAGCGGCGGUGUACAUGCUCCUCGUCGGUCUCUGGUGGCUCCAUGGUCGCCAUACCACCGCUGCCAUCGACGAAGAAGCACCGGUACAAGCCGACGCGCCGUCGAGUCUACAGUACGAAGCCAUGGACGAGACGGUGCCGCUGACGGCCGCGCCGCUCCAGACGCAGCUCAAGUCGUUCGAGUUUCGGUACUUGCUGCUGUUUGCCGCCGUGCACAACCUCCAGUCGUCCUUCUACUUUGGCACGGUCAACCGAACGCUCGUCAAUUACAACGACGUCGACGAGGUGUACAUCAAAGCGUUCGGGUGGAUCCUCCCCGCGGGCUUCGUCUUUAUUCCUGUCAUCGACACGCUCGUCGACCGGUUUGGCCUCCCCGUCUCGAUGCUCUCGACGACACUCCUCAGCAUCGGGUACCACGUUCUCGCCAUGAUCCACUCGCUCCCGCUUCAAGUCGUCACCUUUGUGCUCUUUACGGCCUUCCGCGCGCUCUUUUACGCCAACGUGGCCACGUGCGGCGCGACGACCUUUGGCCACGCCAACAUGGGCAAGAUCCUCGGCACCGUCUACUCGUCGUCGGCCAUCGUCGCGCUGCUUGAAAUCCCCGCUGCGACGUCGGCCAACACGAGCGAAACGGGCUGGAACGUUCUGUACGCGGUCUCGCUCGGCCUCGCCGUCGCGCUGGUGCCCGUCAUCCUUGUGUACCGCCGUCGGUUCUAUGCCAAGACAGUCUAA
Messenger RNA from Saprolegnia diclina VS20, 1317 nucleotides. RefSeq lists its product as hypothetical. Lineage: Eukaryota; Oomycota; Saprolegniomycetes; Saprolegniales; Saprolegniaceae. The record is from RefSeq and is a predicted model, not a curated record. The transcript has 4 exons. The coding region runs from base 1 to 1317 and encodes 438 amino acids.